Molecule: messenger RNA, 1488 nt
Organism: Annulohypoxylon truncatum
Lineage: Eukaryota; Fungi; Ascomycota; Sordariomycetes; Xylariales; Hypoxylaceae
Exons: 1
Coding region: 1-1488 (495 amino acids)
Source: RefSeq, a predicted model, not a curated record
AUGGCUUCCUACCCGGCACUGACCUUUGGCGUAGAGCUGGAAUUCGUCAUUACUACUCGCAAGGAACAUAUGAACAAUAAGGAAACGUACCAGGCUAUAGCAGAGCUCUUCUUGAGGAACUUGACGAAUCCACUGCCUUGUGCCUGCAUCUACGGAAAAUGGAGUAAAUAUAGAGGUACGGCCCAUCGGUACCCAGAUGGGAUGCUACUCGAUAAGGCAGACUGGAAAAACUACUACUGCUUCUCCGGAGAUAGCUCCGUUGUUAUUGGCACCAAGGAGAAGGCUCAGAAGGACACACUUGGGAAAAUUGCUAUCGGUCUAGAACUUUCCACCCGUGCCCUGAACUUCGACGAUCAAGGCUGUCCCGAAUUCGACGCCACCUUUGCCGCAAUCAAAGAUGGCGGUAUUCCGAAAAACACCAAUAUUUCCGAUAAAUUCGAGCCCUCACCUACUCAAACCGCAGGUCUCCACGUUCAUAUCGGUGUCGAGAACGGUCUCGACCUGGAAACCGCCAAGAAAGCAGCUAUCCUGGGAUGGCUUCUCGAGCCAUGUCUCUUCUCUCUUUGUAACGAAGAUAGGGGCAUGACAUUGUCAAACGCACCAAUCAGAAAGUAUUCGAUCCUAGCUCAGACAAAGUUUGAUAUUGCAGAACCCGACAUUAUAGAGGACGCUCCGGGCGACAGUGAGGUCCCCGAAGAAAAGAACAUAAACGUUACCACGGAAAAUAACAUAGAGACCCCAGAGGACCAGGGUGUAGGGGUCGCCCAAGAGAAGGAUGAUACGAAGAAUGAGCAGCCCCAAGAUAUCCAGCCCACGCAUGAGAAAGAGAGUGUUUCCAACGAAGAUAUUCCGCCAGGCGAAGACAGUAUAACACUUGAACCAACCCAGGAUAAAUCCGCACCAUCUUGCGAGGGCCCAGUCACUACGGAGCCUAGCGACGCAAAUAAUCCUUCGGAGGAUAAGGUCGAACCGACAAUCCCAGACCAAGAAGAAGACACCCCCGACGGCCUUCCAAAGGAGUUUUCUGCCAAGGAGAAGACUUGGAUUUCAGCCAUUUUUGGAGCAAGAGACAUGGGUGAACUCGCAGAAUUAUUAUCUGGUACUAAUGUAAACCUAAUGAACAGACGGCUGGCUCUAGCUAUCUAUAACCGAGAGAAUGAUCAAAGCACUGUCGAGUUUCGUCAUUUUCAGAGUACGAUGGACGCGAACCUCGCUUGGAAGUGGGUUCGGAUCGCAGCAGCCUUUGUUCGAACUGCCUCGAAGCCGGUAUCCGAGUACAAAGAAAAGCUCCAGCUAAUCGCCUUUGAGUAUAGACUCAUGAAAUCAAAAUGGAAACAACACUUACGAGAUCGAACUUUCCAGAGAGAGACGGCGGACCCAUGGCUGGACAGUUGGAGAUGGAUGCUCACAAUAUUGGACCUAGAAGAUGACAUAUCCUUCUGGGAUGAUUACGUUGCCCAACUUCCGGAGAGAAAUACAACGACUUAG